UCACGGGUCUGGUCAAGAACAGUAUUUAAAAGGUCACCUCUCCCAGCUUCAAUAGGCUCUGACCAUCACAGGAAAGACCCAUCUCUCUCACCUCUCAACUCAACGUCCACUUGUCUUUCUCUCCGGAGCAUUUCCCCUGGACUGCCAUGAUGAUGAGAAUGAAGCUGGCCUUCCUUUUGGCCAUCUUACUUUUUCAACUGACCAUCUCUGUUAAAGGAGGGGCAUCUGCUUCUAAGCCAGCUCAACAGGCAGAUAAACAGCAGAAUCCUCCUUCUGGCCGCCGGAAUUCUGCUCCUGCUGCCCUGAAUCAUGCUCCUCCUGACCGGUCACCUGAUCCUGGCCGCCGGAAUUCUGCUCCUGCUGCCCUGUCUAGCCCCAGUCUGUAUACAUUUGGGGAUAUCAUCAGAUUUAAUCGGAGGAAGGCUGGCUUGCCAUAUAACCACUAUGCUAUUUAUGUGGGCAACCGUGAUAUCACAGGUAAAACACCUGAACAGGAUAUUUUUCACUUCUCAGGUGAAAAGUUUCAUCCAGGAAAUGCAGAUUGUGUAUUUGACAGUCUGGCGAAUGUUACAGAAGAAAGCACUCCUGUGGUCCAAACAGAAUGGGCUGGAAUAGACUUGACUAGAAGAACAGACGACAACAUGAUUGCCACAAUUGAACGCCUUCACAAUAAAUGUAACGGACAAUACAGUGUGUUGUCGGCUAAUUGUGAGCAUCUUGUGACAUUCAUUCGCUUUGAUCAUCCAAUCUGCAAACAGAAAGGUACCGAUCCGUUCAUCGAAUUUCUUGCAAAACUUUUUUGCAAACCUAACUCAACCCUAUUCACAAAUAAGAGGGGGCGUGGCAGAAGAGGUCUUGGUCUCCUACAGGAUGAAACCCGAGCCAACCAGGGUGCACCAGCUGCUUGAGUUCUAAACCUCUCAGAUGUUCUCUCUCUCUUCCAUCCUCUCUGUCUCUGUAUGAAGUGAGGUCUAAACCUCUCAGAUGUUCUCUCUCUCUUCCAUCCUCUCUGUCUCUGUAUGAAGUGAGGUCUUAAUAAUAAUAAAACAUGAGCAAGAA
Molecule: messenger RNA, 1059 nt
Organism: Oncorhynchus masou masou (cherry salmon)
Lineage: Eukaryota; Metazoa; Chordata; Actinopteri; Salmoniformes; Salmonidae
Exons: 8
Coding region: 147-908 (253 amino acids)
Biological process (GO): N-acylphosphatidylethanolamine metabolic process
Cellular component (GO): cytoplasm
Molecular function (GO): glycerophospholipid phospholipase A1 activity; A2-type glycerophospholipase activity
Source: RefSeq, a predicted model, not a curated record